This is a messenger RNA of Cajanus cajan (pigeon pea), 1365 nucleotides long. Its product is annotated as receptor-like protein kinase FERONIA. The record is from RefSeq and is a predicted model, not a curated record. Gene Ontology annotation, cellular component: plasmodesma; plasma membrane. Gene Ontology annotation, biological process: protein autophosphorylation. Gene Ontology annotation, molecular function: ATP binding; transmembrane receptor protein tyrosine kinase activity. NCBI's taxonomy places the organism in Eukaryota, Viridiplantae, Streptophyta, Magnoliopsida, Fabales, Fabaceae.
ACAAGAAACUCGCAAAAUGAAAGAUGAGGGGUCUGCAAAAUGUUAAUUAUAUAUCAGAAAGGACUACAUAAGGCUAGUUUAGCUUUGAAGAUGAAAGAGGAAGAAAGUAUCUGUCACGAACCAUGUUUCUGAAAUGGUUUGGCGACAAUAAAAGUUCAUCUGAUAGAGGGUAUCCAACUGUAAUACAAGAGCUGUGUCGUCAAUUCUCUUGGACUGAUAUUAAGAAAGUAACUAACAACUUUGAUGAAAAGAGAAUAAUUGGAGAUGGAGAAUUUAGUAAAGCAUAUAAAGGUUAUCUUAAACGCAAUGAUGGUACUGAUUAUGCAGUUGCAGUGAAGCGAUUUAAAGUGGAACGCCCUGAUGGAUGGGGAGAGUUCACGACUGAGGUAGAGUUGCACUGCCAGCUUCAUCACCCUCAUAUAAUCUCUCUUAUAGGAUUCUGCAUCCACAAAAAAGAAAAGAUUAUCGUGUUCGAGUACAUGCCCAAUGGAUCUCUACAUGGACACCUGCAAGGUGGGAAACUGUCAUGGAAGAAAAGGCUAGAGAUUUGCAUAGGAGCAGCACGUGGACUACACUACCUUCACGCAGGAGCAAAGCGCACCAUCAUUCAUCGUCACAUCAAACCUAGCUACAUUCUUUUGGACCACAACAUGAACCCAAAACUCGUAGGUUUUGGCCUUAGCAUACAAGGAGCACGUUUUAUGUCAAAGCCUAAACCAAUUAAAAUAAAUACUCCUGGAUAUAUUAGGGGUAAUUGGGAGUAUUUGGCUAAGGAGCUUCUCAUGGACCGUACCGCGUCUGAUAGAUGUGAUGUUUACUCAUUUGGUAUGAUUCUACUAGAAGUUGUGUGGGCCAAAACAAUUCUUGACAUGGAAAGCAGAGGAAAUUUUCUGAAGAAGCCUGUUGAGGAAUAUAUUGAUCCGAAUAUCGAGGGUAAGAUUGCACCGGAGUGUUGGCAAGUCUUUGUAGACAUCAUUGCAGGAUGCUUGAAGAAUGAACCUGAUGAGCGACCAGCAAUGGGUGAAGUACAAAUGCAACUUGAGCAUGCUCUGUCCUUGCAGAAACAAGCAGAUAUCACCAACACUAAUGCUCAUUAUAUCUUAUUAUCCAAAACCAUCAUUAACCGGGAACGGCAAGAUAUCACGGAAACAACCAACAGUUGUGGUAGCUUAGAAGACAUCGAGUCCGAAGACAUGUUUCGUACGUAAUUUGGUGAGCUCAAAUUAAGGGUUUUAGCUUUUGGAGUCUAUGUGCACUUUUUUUGCAUUUUGAUUGUUUCUGAGGCUGCCAUUGUGAUUUUCUUUUGAACUAGUAUAAAUUUGAAAGCCGUUAAGGUUCGAAAUGAUAAUAAAUAGUUAAUUUUGA